CAUUCAUGUGUUUUUGUGAUUCACAAUUGAACAAGAACAGUUUUUCAUCAAUUUAUAUUUCGUUAUUAUAUUAUUUAAUACCUACACGAUAUUCUUAUGGCGUUUAUAGUUCCAGACAAUAUACUAGAGACUUUACUUUGCAGUUUUUGUCAUAAAUAUUUAUCGGUGAAACCCACAAAAGUUUAUCCAAACAGGCUUAUACAGUGUGGAAGAUGUGUUGAUAAUAAGGAACAUUCAAUUCAUAAUUUCGAAGCAGUAGAAUCACAGUAUGGAAAAAUUGCUCAAAACAUUUUGUUUAAAUGUGUCAACAGGUUUGACGGUUGUCGAGAAUUGUUAACAUACUCUCAGGUGCGAGAUCAUGAACAGGUAUGCCUGGAAAAAAUUCACAAGUGUCCAAUUUGUGAUGAAGAAAUGGCGAGUUUUCUGAUUCUUCGACAUUUUCAUUCCAAACAUAAAGAUGCCAUAUUGGAUUGUCCUGCAUUGGUUUUUAGCUUGAAUGAUCAUUUAGAAAUGCCUAGUGUUUAUGUAUAUCAAGAAGAAGAUAAUUUGUUUUUUCUGUAUAUUAGCUAUAUUAGAUCGGAAAAUAUAAUAAAAUUAGAUUUGGUUGAUAUCGGGUCCUCUAAACUCGCUAAAAACAUAUACCAUCAAUUUACUGUAAGUAGUGAAAACAAAGAAUUUGAUAUUGUAUUGAACCCACAACCAUGCACAGAUGAUUUUUUUGUUGUGGAUUUAUCGCAUAUGUCAAAUUUGAUACAAAUUAAAUUUAAAUUAAUUGAUCGCAAUCUAAAAGUCUUGACAGCACCUGAAAUUAGUACUGCUAUGAGGAAAUCUAAAGUUGAAAAUGCUUCACACAAGUAUUAAAAUGAAUACCGAUCAGAAUUAAAUCUAAAAUGCAGUUUAUGCCAAGCAUAUUGCAUUUUUUCAUUGUCUUCAUGUCCAGUUAUGUAUUACUACAUUUACGAAGAAAAUAAGAUGGUAUGUUACUAUUGUUAUGAGUUUUUCAAAAGUAACAUUAGUAAAGCAACUAUUAAGAGAAUUCCUGUUUAUAUGUUUGAAGCAAUGAAGUUUUUUAACUGGAAUUGUAGUAAUUGUUGCAGCGAUAUUGAAUUUUCAGAUAUACAAUCACAUGAAAUAAACUGUAAACAAAGUAGACAAUUUACUUGCCCUAGAGGAAAUUGUUUUGAAAAAGGAACUGCUAACCACAUGAUCGAACACUUGAAAGAUCGGCAUUAUUGUAUGGCAUUUGGGUCUCACUUUAAAUUAACAAUAAAUUUUUUCAGAUGUUAUGUAUUUGUAAAUGAGUAUACUGUAUUUUUACAUGUAACUCCUACAACAGAUUUUGCAAGUCUUGAACUUUACGAUAUUCACGUGGAACUAGUAACAAAAUCUGACAAUGAUGAAAAAAGACCAUGUGCUUUGUUUUUUAAUAGCAACAAUGAAAUUUUAAAGGGUUGUCUCAAGUUGGCAUCUUGCAGUGACUUAUUUGUAAAAGUUAUUAUAUACUAGUUACACUAAAUAUUUUAUUAUUCUAACCUUUAGAGGAGAUUGUGAACAUGCAGUCAUUGAGGGUAUUGAGGGUAUUUGGCGCCGAAUUCCAUCCUACUACAUCAAUUUACUUGAUAUUUUCACUCUAAGUAGGUAAUAGCUCAAGAAACAAAGUCUACCCUAUCUCCAAUGGCGUUUUUGCCUUGGGGUGGAAAAUUUUUUGGUCAAAAUAUGCACGGAAGUGGCUAGAGAACCUAAUUCUACGCAAAAACUAUUCUAUAAUUUUGUUUGGAAAACUCAAUACUUUUUGAGUUAUUCGUGGUUGAAAAUUCACCAUUUUCAUUGAAACAUGUCACCUUUUCGGACGGUAUUUUUUUGCGAAUACCUUAAAAAUGAUCCUUCUCACGAAAAAAACUACACAAAUUAUUUUUGUAGCUUAUGAAAAAUCAAAGAGAAUCGUUUCUUCACAAACUUUUUAGUUAUAAUACAAAAAGAGAUAUGGUAGGUGAAAAGCGAUUAUUUUUUUUGGUGUAUGCUCAAAUCGGUGUGUUCACCUUAAAAUAACAAUAACAGAGAAAUGGUCGCUUUUAGUUAUAAAAACCAUACAAACGAAAAAACUGGAAUAUCUAGGCCACAUAAUGAGAGGAGAAAAGUACUCUCUGCUAAGACUCAUAAUCCAAGGAAAAAUCUCGGGAAAGAGAAAUGUGGGACGUAUAGGAGGAUUUCCUGGUUGCGAAAUUUAAGGGAGUGGUAUGGGUGCAGUUCAAUACAGUUGUUCAGAGCUGCAGCCAACAAAGUUAAGAUUGUUGUGAUGGUAGCCAACCUCCAAUAGGAGACAGUACUGCAAGAAGAGAAGGUCGCUUUUAGGGGUAUAUUGCUACGAAUACCUUUUGUAGUGCUUAAAAAGACCAGAAAAAUUGCUGACUAACGUAUUUUAGGGAAAAAUGAGAAGUAUAUUUAACCCCUCAUCCACCAGAAUUUAAAUGGCUCGUUUUCCUUCUACAAUACCUUUUAUGAUAGUGUUAUUUCUAUGUUCAAAAAGUUGGACUGGAUUAAAAUGAAUGGGUUUUGAAAAAAAUAAGAUCAAAUUAUAGAGCGCGUUUUUAAAUUUUCUUAAAAAUCUUCAUUAUUCUCCUUUGUAACCCGAAAAUGAUAAGAUAUACGAAAAAUAGAUACAGUACAAAAAUGUAGGGGUUUUCCAGAUAACAAUUCUGUUUUUCUUUCAUUACUGUAUCUCUUUAUCAUUUUCGAGUUACAUGGAGAAAAAGGAAGAUUUUUAAGAAAAUUUAAAAAUGCGCUCUAUAAUUUAAUUUUUUUCCCAAAAAUCAUGCAUUUUAAACCCGUUCAACUUUUUGAACAUAGAAAUAACACUAUAUUAAAAGGUAUUGUAGAAGUAAAACGAUGCUUUUAAAUCUGGUGGAUGAGGGGUUAAAUAUACUUCGCAUUUUAUCUUAAAAUAAAUUAGUCAUCAAUUUUUUUGCACCAUAUCUCUCUUUGUUUGAAUGUAAUCGAUAUUUAACAGUACUCGUUUUAAAGGUCUUGGCAGUAAAGUACUCCAGCACUAUAAAAGAUAUUUGUAUCAUAUUCCCUUAAAAUCGACCAUUUCUCUGUUAUUUUAAGUUAAACACACCGAUUUGAGCAUGCACCACAAAAAUCUUUUUCCACCUACCAUAUCUGUUUUUGUGAUAUAACUAGAAGAUUUAUGAAGAAAUGAGUCUCUUUGAUUUUUCAUUAGCAAAAAAAUCGUUUUAUAUAGCUUUUUUCGUUAGAUGCAAAAUUUUUAAAGUAUUCCACCCCCAAGAUAAAAGAGCACAUCGGCAAAAGGUAGACUUUGAAUUAGGAGAUAAGUAGAGGCUAUUCCCAAAAUUUCAUUAAAAUCCAUGCAAUAGGAUAGAAUUCGGAGGUAAUAUCCUGUUUUUGCUAUCAUUGGGCAUAUUAAUAGUAGUGUAAAUUUAAAAUCACGACUGAAUUCCGUCUUUGCAUUAGCCACCAUCUUGAUUCUAAAGGAAACCAAGAUGGCGGUUUUUACUAAAUAUGUAUCUCCAUCAUUUUCAUCUUUUCGACAAAAAUGGUUGGAACAGAAAUUGUUUUCCAGAUGCGAUUUCCAUUUUUACAAUUUUUUUGUCCAGUCAAUAUUUUCCGAUUUGAUGAGAAAGUAGCAGGAGAAGGGAUAAUAUUAUUGAAUUAUCUCGUUUAAUAUUAACUUUACGACAUAAUUGUAUAUAAACAAAAUGGAGAGAAUUAUAUUUUAUACAAUUUUGA
Molecule: messenger RNA, 3747 nt
Organism: Diabrotica virgifera virgifera (western corn rootworm)
Lineage: Eukaryota; Metazoa; Arthropoda; Insecta; Coleoptera; Chrysomelidae
Exons: 2
Coding region: 97-861 (254 amino acids)
Biological process (GO): multicellular organism development; proteasome-mediated ubiquitin-dependent protein catabolic process
Cellular component (GO): cytoplasm
Molecular function (GO): zinc ion binding; ubiquitin protein ligase activity; ubiquitin conjugating enzyme binding
Source: RefSeq, a predicted model, not a curated record